Phragmites australis (common reed) is the source of this 925-nucleotide messenger RNA. RefSeq names its product LOB domain-containing protein 16-like. Gene Ontology annotation, cellular component: nucleus. Gene Ontology annotation, biological process: hormone-mediated signaling pathway; positive regulation of DNA-templated transcription. The transcript is spliced from 2 exons. Lineage: Eukaryota; Viridiplantae; Streptophyta; Magnoliopsida; Poales; Poaceae. The record is from RefSeq and is a predicted model, not a curated record. The coding region runs from base 126 to 773 and encodes 215 amino acids.
UCCAUCUCAAGUUGCACCGGUAGCUAGUCCAGCACCACCACUAGCAUCGAUCGUACGUACAAGAGUACUAGUUGCAUCUAGUUGGAGUAGCUAGGGAGACUACUGGCAGCAAGUGAUCGACCGGCAUGGCCGGAGCUACUGCUGCCAAUGGAGGAAGCGCGGCCGCCGCUGCUGGUGCGACGGGGGUGGGGUCGCCGUGCGGGGCCUGCAAGUUCCUGCGACGGCGGUGCGUGCCAGAGUGCGUGUUCGCGCCCUACUUCAGCAGCGACCAGGGCGCGGCGCGGUUCGCGGCCAUCCACAGGGUGUUCGGCGCCAGCAACGCCUCCAAGCUGCUCUCCCACCUCCCCGUCGCCGAUCGCUGCGAGGCCGUCGUCACCAUCGCCUACGAGGCGCAGGCAAGGCUCCGCGACCCCGUCUACGGAUGCGUCGCGCAGAUCUUCGCCCUCCAGCAGCAGGUCGCGAUCCUGCAAGCGCAGCUGAUGCAGGCCAAGGCGCAGCUGGCGUGCGGCGUCCAGGGCAGCGCGCACUCGCCGGUGAGCCACCACCAGUGGCCGGAUCACAACAGCAUCAGCUCCCUGCUCCGGCAGGACACAGCAUGCAGCGCCAGAAGACCCGGGGCCCUUGACGACUGCUUCCCCCCCGGCGCGCUCUUGCCGGAGCUCAUGGCCGGCUUCAGGGACGACGUCGGCGUGCAGCAUUGCGCCAAGGCGGACGCAGGGGACCUCCAGUACCUGGCCCAGGCCAUGAUGAGAAGCCCCAACUACUCCCUGUAGAUCGAAUAAGGCCAUUUUAAUUUGCUGCCGUCUCCACUUGACUAAUGCAAGUGCCAGAUCUAGGAUUCAUGGAAAAGGAGAUCGAUUAACAUGUACUCAACUUUCUUAUUAUUAUCAGUGUUCUGAUCUUAAUUAGUAGUAGAAAUCAUAUA